AUGCCUGAUUCAGACGACGCUCUCUUAGCAAGACUAAACGCCCUACGGAAAUCUCCAAUCACACUCUCCAAAACAAGCCCACUCGAUCUGCCAUCAACACCACAACGAACCACCGACUCAGACCUGACAGCACGAUUCCGCAGCCUGACGCCUAACAGCGCGAUCGCAUCACCACUCGCAGACACAGAAGACACGCCACACAACGAGGAAGAUGACAGAACAAUCGAGGAACUGUUGCAAGACCUUGGGCCUGAGGAACAGUGGUCUGUGGAUCGUGAUGAGGGCGAAAGGAUUCGAGACUUGAUGGCUGAAGCUAAAAGUGCUUUGCCCGCUGAAGACAUUAAAGAAGAAGGGAACAAGGAUGUAGAUAUUGAGAUUGGAGUUGUUAAGCCAGAGCAUGACGACGAGGAUGAAGAACAGAAAGAGGUGGACGAGGACAAGAGAGAUGAGGAGGAAGCUGAUGACUACGUGCAGCGUGUACUCGCCGAGCUCGCGCUGGAGAAAAAGUACGGCGGUUCUGAAGGAGAGGAAGAAGAAGAACAAGAUGAUGAGAACAAGGAAGACGACGAAGACACUGGACUGUCUCUGCCUUCAGCGCCAACGGAACUGCCAUCAUCGCCUGCUCCCGACCAGGACGCCAAUAUCGAUGAUGCUCUCUCGGCAAGAUUCGCUUCUCUUUCGCUGCCUGGAGUGCCUUCGUUCAAUCCGGCAAAGAAGCCUGUCAAUAUUCAAAAGAGCGUCAAGUCGAACUUGCCCAAGUACACAGAUGAAGACAUGGAAAGCUGGUGUUGCAUCUGCAACGAAGAUGCCACUGUAAAGUGCAUGGGCUGUGACGGAGAUCUCUAUUGCCAGGAGUGCUGGAGAGAAGGUCACGGCAAUGGGCCUGGUCAAGAGAGGGGCCACCGAGCACUUGCUUACGCCAAAGACGCUUCUUGA
Messenger RNA from Aureobasidium melanogenum CBS 110374, 936 nucleotides. RefSeq lists its product as uncharacterized. Lineage: Eukaryota; Fungi; Ascomycota; Dothideomycetes; Dothideales; Saccotheciaceae. The coding region runs from base 1 to 936 and encodes 311 amino acids. The record is from RefSeq and is a predicted model, not a curated record. The transcript has a single exon.